Closterium sp. Yama58-4 is the source of this 3969-nucleotide messenger RNA. The record is from the annotation of a GenBank genome assembly. NCBI's taxonomy places the organism in Eukaryota, Viridiplantae, Streptophyta, Zygnematophyceae, Desmidiales, Closteriaceae.
AUGUCGAGACUUCCUCUUAAGUCUGCUACUGCCAUGAAGGCGUCCAAGGGACCCUUUCAGCCUGAUGAAUCUGAAGCUCUGACCCUCUCGGCGAAGCUCGCGGCCAUACGCAUUGAGGAAGCUGCGAAUGAAAGCAAGAAGGGUCAAGAUAAGGUUGUUCUCAAAGAUGCUGUUUCUGAUGCUGCUUCGGAAGGUGAAGAUGUGGCUCAGGGUGACGACGUUGACGACUUGCGUGACAAUGUUGAUGAUGGCUCGGGACCGUCGGGUGUUACUCACUUGCUCAAUGAUGAGGACGACGGGCUCAUUGCCUAUGACUCUGACGAGGAGGCCGAGGAAGUGUCCAAAGGAGAGAUCGCGUCACGCUCCCGCUACCCGAUCACUUUUCUGAUCCCUGAAGAUUUUCUGCCGGAAGUACCUCGUACGCAGGCAACGAUCAAGGGUUUGGUGAGGAUUUGGAAGGAUGAGUUGUCGGAUGGGGCUCUGGUCACCACGACGUACCAGCAGCUGCCGUCUGGUUUCCUGUACAAGAAGUAUUAUGGUCACAUGCAAGUUACUUUUGAUAAGGCAUCUGACGCUAACUUUGUGUGGCGUAACCAGGUUGAGCUUAAGUGCAAGAACGCUGCUGCGACCACUGCAUCAGAUACGACCAAGAUUAUCCUCAAGGACCCGUCCCUGGUGCUCAUUUCUACCAGUGGAAAUCGGGAGGAAUGGGUUUGUCUUCAGGACAGCUGCGAGAAGGCUCACGGUUCGUCAUUCGAGCAGGCUGCGCAUCACGCGCUGACCCAGCGGCACCGUCAUGGGGCUCCGAAAGGGGGAGAGUCACUCCGUCUGCUGAAGGGGAAGAUCAACCUCAAGCACCUGAAGAAGGAUUAUGGGUCUGCCAAGACCAGCUCACGCAUUGAUCGAGCGCUUGUCUCGGCGCCGCUGUUGCCGUCACUCUCCGAGGCAUCGCACUGUCGGCCGCUGAAGGGUCUUUCAGACCAUUGGUUCGGGGUGAAGGUGACCUUCAAAAUCAGCCUGCAGCUAUGCAUGGGGCUUGGAAUAUGGAGGUGCAAGGCAGCAGAAAUUGGUAGGCCAGGUGCAGCGAAAGCGGUUGCUGCGGUUCGCGAGGAGCAUGAUAAAAUGGGGUCGGGCGAUUUCACUGCGCUCAUGAGGAAAAUGAACAUGGCAUUAAAGAAGUACUCUACCGAGGAGCGGAAGCGGGUCAAGGCUACCCUUGCUCACCUGGACGCUGCGGUAGCAGUUUUGCAGCAGGAGGUGAUGCGAAACCCCUAUUGCCCCACCCGGAAGGAGGAGCUGAAGGUCAAGGAGUCCCAGCUGGCGGCGUACCUCGCCUCGGAGCAGGAGAGGGUCUCGCUCAUGGCGGGGAUCAAGGAGCUGCGUGAAGGGGAGCUGCCUGGCAAACUCAUGUCUGCAAAGGUCAAAACACGGGAGGAAAGGACCAUGAUUACGUCGCUGCAGUGGAAGGGAACGGUGCGAAAGGAUUCGAGCGGGAUAUUGGAAGCCGCCUCUGAGUUCUACGCGGAGCUGUUCUCGGAGCCUACCUCAACUGCAGACAGCACAUUCUGGCCGGUCGCUCCGGACAAAAUGCUGGGCGAGGAGCAAUCGCAGCUGCUGGUAGCGGACUGGUCUGAAGCGGAGGUGAAGGAGGCUCUGGACGGCAUGGCGAAAGGCAAGUCCCCUGGUGCCGACGGAAUCCCGAAAGAGUUUUUCAGCCAGCAUUGGGACUCGUUGGGGGGUGACGUCAUCGGGUUUGUGAAGCAGUUUGAGGAGACGGUUGUCCUUCCUCCUGCGGCCUUGGAGGCUGUCACUGUCUUGCUGCACAAGAAAGGCGCUAAGGACCAGGUGCAAAACUACCAGCCGAUCACGCAGCUCAACAGCACAUACAAGUUGGUGGCGCGGGUGCUGGCAAACAGGAUGCGGAAAGUGCUGCAUAAGGUCAUUUCAGAGGAACAAUACGGUUUCUUACCAGGAAGAAGGCUGGCUGACGGGGUCUCGCUGAUCGCGGAUAUUGUCGACGCGGCGAAGUGCAAGGAUGCUGAUUGGUACUUGCUUCUGGUGGACUUCCAGAAGGCUUUUGAUUCGGUUUCUCGUGAUUACCUUUUCGGCACGAUGGAGAGGAUGGGUUUUCCGCGGAAAUUCGUGAGGUGUAAGGGGGAGCCGGUGGCGGUCAGUAAGGGGGUGCGGCAGGGUUGUCUGCUGGCGCCGUAUCUCUUCCUUUGCGCGGUGGAGCCUCUCUGCCAAGAAGCAAUAAGGAGAAAGCUGGGAAUUAGUAACCCGUUCGGGGAUCGUCUCGCUUACCUCGGGUACGCUGAUGACACCACACUUGUGCUCAAGGGGAAAAGGCAGAUUGGCAGGGCGGUGAAGCUGCUGGGCGAGUUUGGUGAUAAGUCGGGGCUUCGGGUGAACAAUGACAAGUCUGCACUCCUGCCCUUGGGGAAGAACCUGCGCAAGAAGCCGGACAAAUCGUCAGCCUUCAAAUGGGUUCGGUCGAACGAAGCGGAAAGAGUUCUUGGGGUGUGGAUCUCACCUUCGGAGGAUGCGUCGGUGACUUGGGAAAUCACCCUGUCGCGAGCAACGGCGGAGUUGGUGAAAUGGCAGAUACACUUCCUGACGACGUCCGGAAGGGUCGCGGUGGUUAACGGGUACAUUAAUCCAAUCCUCGCCUUCCAAGCGCAGGUCUACCCUCCUCCAUCGGAAAUCUGGGCGAAGCUGGUGAAGCUGCUCCAUAACUUCGUCACGGGUAAUCAUUCAACGGCAGGAAAGCAUUUUGCGCUCUGGAGCCAGGAGCUGCUGUUUAAAACGAGAGGGGAAGGCGGGCUUGGCGUCCGUGAUCCGUGUGCUGAGCUGGGUGGCCUGGCGGCCAGGAGGAUUGCGCUGCUGGCGUCGCAACCACUGGGUCUGCGUGCUGACCUCGCGCUCACGGCUCUGGAUAAGGCGGCUAAGUCGCUGAAGCGCUCGGUGUUGGGAGACGUGAUUAAGGUCGCUGAGGACGGUUCGAGAUCUCUGAAAACUCCCCAGGAGCUCGAGCGGGCCUUCGGAGGAACAGAGGGAGCGAAACUGGCGAAGAGGAUUUUCGAUGCGGCCCCGGACGAGUGGAAGCAGAUGCUCAUGGCGCCAGUCACAGCGCGCGCGGUGCUAACGGCCUCUAAGUUCGUGCUUAAGGCGGGGACGAGUUACGGGAUCUGGAGGAUUGAGAGUGUAGAAGAUGACCUGGCGAGAGCAGGCAAGGAGAUGAGUGAUCUGGCGCCAGCUGUCGCAAUUGCACUGGAGCUGCAGAAGAAGACAAGUCAGCUUUGGUGUUUCAACUGGGGAUGGCACAGGUGUAUGCAUACCGACGUGUGGCACAGGGGAUAUUGUGAUUCUGGUUCUCCUCCUCACCUUCACCUUCCAUCCUCCCCCUUUCCUCUUUCUGGUUCUUCCUUUCCUCUUUCCUUCUGGUUCUUUCCCCUUUCCUCCCACCUCCUUCUCAACCCUCAGCAGCUAGUAAACUUGCGCGCGCUAUUAGGAGACAAGAGCAGCCUUAUAUCGAGGACAGAGAUGGUGUUUCAGUCGACUCAAAACCCGUUUCGCACCUGUCUCCACUUUCAGGAGCUAGAAGACUUGCAUGUGCUAUUGAGGGGGCAAGCGCCUUCUUAUAACGAGGACAAAGAUGCAAAAUCAGGGAAGAAGGGAGGCGACAGGGAGGCAAACGAGGAGGACGAGGAGUUGAGAGCGAUGGUUCGGGAGGAGAUCGGGGUGGUGGGGGGGGAGCAGGAGGCACUGCUGCGGAGUGCAGUGAGGCGGAUCCUACCACGGGACGAGGCGGAUAGCCGAGGAUGCAUUGUGGAGGUGCGAGCAGGCACAGGUGGCGAUGAGGCGGCCCUCUUUGCUGCUGACGUGUUCCAAAUGUACCAGCGCUUCUGUGCCAAACGGGGAUGGCAAUUUGAGGUUCUCGAUGUUACCGAGAUUGAAAAGGGCGGAUACAAG